Molecule: messenger RNA, 1293 nt
Organism: Rotaria socialis
Lineage: Eukaryota; Metazoa; Rotifera; Eurotatoria; Philodinida; Philodinidae
Source: the annotation of a GenBank genome assembly
AUGUUAUUCAAAUCAAAAGUCAAAAAAGCAUUUAAAAUUAUUGAAAUUGGAUCAAGUGAAUUAGUCUAUGAUAUUAAAAAAAAUUUACCACUCAUUACAUUUGAAAACCUAUAUGAAAAAAUAAAAGAAUGUCAUGUUGCUGUUGGUCACUCUGAUCGAGAUAAAACCUGGUCAGAGGUUAAACGACGUUACGCAGGUAUUCCACAACAGGCUAUUGAUAUAUGCAUACGUAUGUGUGAUGCAUGUCAAACAAGAAGAUCAAUACCAAAACCUGCUUGUGGAAAACCAAUUCUCUCAGUUGGUUUUUUAACCAGAUUACAGGUUGACCUAAUAGACAUGCAUAGUGUUCAACACAAUGGUUUCAAAUUCAUUAUGUAUGUAAAAAACCAUUUCACGAAAUCUAGCUGGCUAUUUGCUUUACCUUCAAAAGAGGCUAAUAAUGUUGCUGCUCAUUUACGUAACAUUUUUUAUACAUUUGAACCACCAAAAAUAUUGCAGUCUGACAAUGGAAAAGAGUGCCCAGUGAUGCUAGCUAUAAAUAAUUGUGUAUCACAAAGUACACAAAAUACACCAUGUGAAAUGGUUUUUGGUCAAUCGGUACAUACUAACGAUGAUUUUUGGUUAGAACUGCAUAAACAAUACUCAAAUAAUUUAAUUAUAAAUGAAGAAAAAUUACCUGAAUUUAUUUGUCAAAUUUUGUCUUUAAAUCAUGGAGACUUGACAACUAAAGAUUCAAGUAAUACUACUGAUGAUUUUCCUAUACCAUUACUAUCAUCAGAUACAUGUUUGACAAAUACAACUGAUAAUACAACACAAUCAUCAGAUAAAAGAAUUCGUGAUGAAGCUGAAAAAUGCUACAUUCUUACAGCUGUAGGCCUAAAAAUAUCAGAAGUUGAGCGCACAAAUACUUCACCAUCCAUAUUACCAUGCAAAAUAGUAGAUGUAUUAACGAAAGAAGAUUCAUCUUGUUUACAAUAUAAACUAGCCACGUUAGAUGAAAUAAUAAAUGAUUGGUUUUCAUCAGUAGACAUAAUUGAUUUAUCAGAAACAUUAUCUGCUGAAUUAAGACAAUUAGAUACUAAAAAAUUCUCGAAUGUAGCUUUUAUUCAGGUAAGUCAAAUAUCUACAAAUUUUAAAUCAAGAGAUACUUGUAAAUGUACUGGUUCUUGUGAGACUAAUCGUUGUCCAUGUAAAAAGAGAUCGAUUUUAUGCUGUAGUAAAUGUCAUCGUGGUAAAUGUUCUGAUUGUAAAAAGGGGAAAUGUAUAAUCAAUCAAGAACAUACAAAUUACUGA